Messenger RNA from Chelmon rostratus (copperband butterflyfish), 1332 nucleotides. RefSeq names its product glutamyl-tRNA amidotransferase subunit C (gene gatc). The coding region runs from base 131 to 715 and encodes 194 amino acids. Gene Ontology annotation, cellular component: mitochondrion; glutamyl-tRNA(Gln) amidotransferase complex. The record is from RefSeq and is a predicted model, not a curated record. Gene Ontology annotation, biological process: regulation of translational fidelity; mitochondrial translation; glutaminyl-tRNAGln biosynthesis via transamidation. Gene Ontology annotation, molecular function: glutaminyl-tRNA synthase (glutamine-hydrolyzing) activity. Lineage: Eukaryota; Metazoa; Chordata; Actinopteri; Chaetodontiformes; Chaetodontidae. The transcript has 5 exons.
GUCGUUUGCUACACAUGCGAAGCUAGUUUGGAGCCGCCGUACUGACCUUUCUGGUGAAUACGUGGUUUUAAGAAAACGCGACACUAUUUUAUACAACUCGGACAUAGCUGACUCGAUAAAUGUGCUGGAAAUGUUAGUGUUUAGCCUCACUCCUAAAUGCACAUGCCGCGGCGUGUCAAUGAAUAUCACUCGGCAUUUAUGUAGCCUGUUAGCAAACGAUGGCUACCCUGUAACAAAUAUGAACUUCCAAAGAAGAAGAAACCGCUGCCACAAGAGCCACAUCACAAGUGUAACGCGACUGUCGAGCUCUCAGCCACAUAACCCAAAGGUACCACAGUUCGCAACAUGGGAACCAGUACCAGAGGACCAACUUCCCCCGCCUACCCAAAUCCCUGCCGACCUGGUGGACAAACUGGAGCGACUGGCCUUGGUCGACUUCCGCACCAAACAGGGACUGGACUGUUUGGAGAAAGCCAUACGAUUUGCAGAUCAGCUUCAUGUUGUUGACACAACGGGGGUUGAACCAAUGGAUUCGGUUCUGGAGGACAGGGCAUUAUACCUGCGGAACGAUGCAGUGACAGAAGAGGACUGUGCUGAAGAACUGCUUCCGCUUGCCAAAAACACAGUUGAAGAAUAUUUUGUGGCACCACCAGGAAAUAUUCCUCUACCAGCGAGGGAGAAGAGGGCAGCCAUGCUGAAGCACUCAGAGUUCUGAUGUUCUGGAACUUAUCUUUGAUAUUUAUUACUCAUUUUUCAUUUGGGAAGUUGUUGCGUAUAUUAAAAACCUGCUGGUGAUGCAUUUAUAUUUAUAUUUUUCCUGUUUCAGUUGACAGCAAUGGUUUGGUCUCAUUUUAGUUUCAGUGUCAUUUUAUCAAAAUUGUGAGUAAGCAGUGAACCUGUGCUGUGAGGACAUCCAGUACAAUGACGCAGUGUAAGCCCAUUGUUGCACAUGGCAAGAAAUUUCACAAAUUAACUCUUGAUAUGACACACCUGUUAACUGAAAACCAAUACAGGUGACUGCCUCAUGAAGCUGACUGAGAGAACGGCUAGAGUGUGCAAAGCUGUCAUCAAAGCAAAAGGUGGCUAAAAUAUUAAACAUAUUCUGGUUUGUUUAACCCUUUUUUUGUUUCCUACAUAAUUCCGUAUGUGUUCCUUCAGAGUUUUGAUGUCUUCAGUAUGAAUCUACAGUGUAGAAAGUAAUACAAAUAAAGAAAAACCAUUGAGAAGGUGUGUCCAAACUUUUGAGUGAUACUGUACAUCCUAAUUUUUAAGUGUCCUCUUUUCACUGUGGAGGUGUUUAACUUUAAUUUAAAUAAAAACUUGUUUUCUCUA